AUGACUGGACACCCCCUCGCACCACGACGCAGCCACAGCUCAGACAUUACUAAGCUGCCUACUCACCGCCAGUGGUUAACAGCUAUAGACAGGCGUGGGAGUGGGGAUGUAUCCAGGCAGGAUCUGCCCCCAAAGCUGCCAGGUCUGCAGAUUGUCCUGAAGUCUAUAAUGAAGGCCAUGGUGCCUUUACUGCAGAUCGGUCUGCUGCUCUUCUUUGCCAUCCUUAUGUUUGCCAUCAUCGGUCUGGAGUUUUACAGCGGAAAACUGCACAAAACAUGCACGCCACAGCCAGGAAUACGAGAAAAUGAGACGGUGGACUCGAUUGAGUUCGAGUUCCCGUGUGGCGUGCGUCAGUGUCCAGCGAAAUACGAUUGCAGCGAUAGAUGGAUUGGACCGAACGACGGCAUCACCCAGUUCGACAACAUCCUGUUUGCUGUUCUCACUGUCUUCCAGUGCAUCACCAUGGAGGGAUGGACCACCGUACUCUACAAUUGCACAGUAAGGCAGGGUGAUCAAAGUGAAGGAAGAGACGGUAACCUAAAAAACGUCCCCUGUGGUGACUCAAGUCUUCUGAAACAUGACGAGGCUUCACAACCAUCUGAACCAUCUGAACCUGCUAAACCUGAGAGCAAGACAGAAGAAACGGAGUCGGAGCAGAAUCGAGAAAAGUCCCAGCUCAGCUCCAGUGCGGUCAUUGAGGUGCCCGACGUGCAGUCAUCUCUUGAGCUCUCUACGAUCACAGUCAACAGCAAGGACCCUGAAUCCUGCAAAUCUGAGAAGGAGGAGUCCGAAGAAACAAAGCCUGCCAACACUGUGAACCCUGACAACAUGUUCAUCUUCAAACCUAACAACCCGGUGCGCCGAGCGUGUCAUUACGUGGUGAACCUCAGAUACUUUGAAAUGUCUAUCCUGUUGGUCAUAGCUGCCAGUAGCAUCGCCCUGGCUGCAGAGGACCCUGUAGCUGCAUCUUCUGACUGGAACAAGGUUCUACGCUAUUUUGAUUACGUGUUCACCGGAGUCUUCACGUUUGAAAUGAUCAUAAAGAUGAUUGACCAGGGCCUGAUUCUGCAUGAUGGUUCCUACUUCAGAGACAUGUGGAACAUUUUGGACUUCAUCGUUGUGGUGGGAGCGCUGGUGGCCUUUGCCCUCACGUCAGUCACAUCAUUUAUUCUUGCGGUGUUUGACUGUGUUGUGACAUCUCUAAAGAAUGUCUUCAACAUCCUAAUCGUCUACAAACUUUUUAUGUUCAUCUUUGCCGUCAUUGCGGUGCAGCUCUUCAAGGGGAAGUUCUUCUACUGCACCGACAGCUCAAAGGACACACAGAAAGAUUGCCAAGGUUACUACAUCGACUACGGGAAGGAUAAAAAGGAGGUGAAAAAACGAGACUGGAAAAGACACGAGUUUCACUACGACAACGUGAUCUGGGCUCUGCUCACGCUCUUCACUGUUUCCACCGGAGAGGGAUGGCCUCAGGUGCUGCAACACUCUGUGGAUGUGACAGAGGAGGACAGAGGUCCGAGCCACGGCAACAGGAUGGAGAUGUCCAUCUUCUACGUCAUCUACUUUGUCGUGUUCCCUUUCUUCUUUGUCAACAUCUUUGUGGCUCUCAUCAUCAUCACGUUCCAGGAGCAGGGGGAUAAAAUGAUGGAGGAGUGCAGCUUGGAGAAGAAUGAGAGAGCGUGCAUCGACUUUGCCAUCAGUGCAAAGCCCCUGACUCGUUACAUGCCGCAGAACCGGCACACGUUCCAGUACCGGCUGUGGCAUUUUGUGGUGUCGCCCUCAUUUGAGUACACCGUCCUCACCAUGAUCGCUCUCAACACUAUUGUGCUCAUGAUGAAGUACUACUCUGCGCCGCCAGCAUACGACGCCGUCCUGAAGCACCUGAACACAGCGUUCACUGUUCUCUUCUCUAUCGAGUGCAUCCUCAAGAUCCUGGCCUUUGGCUUCCUGAACUAUUUUCGAGACACUUGGAACAUCUUUGACUUUAUCACCGUCCUGGGCAGCAUCACUGAGAUCGUUGUAGAUCUGCAGCGUAUCGACACGUUCAACAUGAGUUUCUUGAAGCUGUUUCGAGCGGCUCGUCUGAUCAAACUGCUGAGGCAGGGUUACACCAUCCGCAUCCUCCUGUGGACCUUCGUUCAGUCCUUCAAGGCUCUGCCCUACGUCUGCCUGCUCAUUGCUAUGCUCUUCUUCAUCUAUGCCAUCAUCGGCAUGCAGGUGUUUGGGAACAUAAAACUGAAUGAGGAGACUCACAUCAACCAGCAUAACAACUUUAAAAGCUUCUCUGGUGCUUUGAUGCUGCUGUUCAGGAGCGCUACAGGGGAAUCCUGGCAGGAAAUCAUGUUGUCAUGUCUGGGGGGGCAGCAAUGUGAAACGGACCCCUCUCUUCCCCCAGCAGCACUGACAGCUGACCAGAAGGAGGGCUGUGGUUCUGAAUUUGCCUAUUUCUACUUUGUUUCUUUCAUCUUUUUCAGCUCCUUUUUGAUGCUGAACCUGUUUGUGGCUGUGAUAAUGGAUAACUUUGAAUAUCUUACGAGAGACUCGUCCAUCCUGGGUCCACAUCACCUGGAUGAGUUUGUCCGGAUCUGGGGGGAGUAUGAUCGUGCUGCCAGUGGUCGUAUCCAUUACACUGACAUGUAUGAGAUGUUGACCAACAUGUCGCCACCUCUAGGCCUGGGCAAGAAAUGCCCCUCCAAGGUGGCAUAUAAGAGACUCGUCCUUAUGAACAUGCCUGUGGAUGAUGAAAUGACCGUUCACUUCACGUCCACCCUCAUGGCCCUCAUCCGCACCGCCCUCGAGGUCAAAAUAGCGAGAGGAGGAGAAGAUCGAAAUCAAAUGGAUUUGGAUCUGCAGAAGGAGAUCGGUGUUAUCUGGCCUCAUCUGUCUCAGAAGAAUCUGGACCUGCUGGUUCCAAUCCACAAAGCCAGCGACAUGACGAUUGGGAAGAUCUACGCCGCCAUGAUGAUUAUGGAUUACUACAAGCAGAGCAAAGCCAAAAAGCUGCGACAGCAACUGGAAGAACAAAAACAUGCUCCCAUGUUCCAGCGUAUGGAUGCUUCCUCUCUCCCUCAAGAAAUAUUAUGCAAUGCCAAAUCCCUGUCAUUCCUCAGGCACAGCGCUGGAUCUGCUCUCACAAGAGGCGGUUUUGUGGCGCUCAGCCCCAUUUCUCCACAGGAGAUGUUCCUGCAGCCGAUGUCUCGCUCCAGAGACGAGAGGGAGGAGGAGGAAGAAUAUCACUCACCUUAUCUCCCUUACCAUACACACCACCACCACCAGCAUCAUUUACACACACUGGUGCCAGAGGUCGUGAAGUACAACCAAGUGAUGCAGCAGGCCCAUCAGGACCCGGCAGUUAUUAAAUCUCCUCAACGCACUUCAUCGAUCAGAGCAUCCUCCAUGCCCAGACUGGCUGUUGACCCACAGCCGGGGCUAUCAGCAGAGAGCAAGCUGAUGAAACGCUCCUUCUCCACCAUCGGAGAUCAGUGCGUGAACGGCCUCUGGCAGGAGCAGCACUCUCUGGAGAGGAUCAGUCCUGAUGACACGUUCAAAACCCGGCAGAGAAGCUACCGAGGUGACAUAAACACAUAA
Molecule: messenger RNA, 3588 nt
Organism: Nematolebias whitei (Rio pearlfish)
Lineage: Eukaryota; Metazoa; Chordata; Actinopteri; Cyprinodontiformes; Rivulidae
Product: voltage-dependent R-type calcium channel subunit alpha-1E-like
Exons: 27
Coding region: 1-3588 (1195 amino acids)
Biological process (GO): chemical synaptic transmission; calcium ion import across plasma membrane
Cellular component (GO): membrane; voltage-gated calcium channel complex; neuronal cell body
Molecular function (GO): calcium ion binding; high voltage-gated calcium channel activity
Source: RefSeq, a predicted model, not a curated record